ACAAGCUUCAAGUGGAUGGAAUUCACCCGUGCUUAUGGUUGGAUAUGAUCAGCUUCGCUGAAGACGUUCAGGCUGAGAACGUGCGACUAACUUUUUGUGAUGAAGAAGAACCUACGUCCUUAGUUCCACCAAUCAAGUUACUCACAAGCACUUCUCUCAUAGAUAAUUUUUCAAAUUGGAACCUAAGAAUGUUUCCGCCUUUUACUUCUCCGGAAAAUUUCGUAAAUAAUAAAAGACAAUUGCAGUUAGUCGUAAGCAAAGCCAUUCCAAGAGGUGGAAUCCCUCGUCUGUGGUUCUCGUCCGAAGUCGCUUCGCAGCUGGGCUUGCCGUUCCUCAAUUUUUCUCACGUUAGAGGAAAGGAAUACGUUUGUCCACAGUGUCAAAAAUUGUUUUCAGCUCCGAAUCCACUGAAGAUUCACAUCGCCUGUGCUUGUGAUUCGAUGCUCGGCAGCAGCCUCUGGAAUCAGACUUUCCAGGAGACCAGGGCAACAGCUACCAGUCCUUGGAGUAUCCCAUUCAUUUUUCCUGGAGCACAUACGAGCUCCGAAACACCGGCGCUCCCACUCUCCUCACACACUCCUGUUUACGCAGCAGCGCUGAAGAAUAUUGAAAAAAGCGAGUUCUCAGCACAGACACACCAAAAUAUCGUUGGCGCAUCUUUCUCUUCAUCAAAUAAGAACGAUAGGAGACGGCAUGACCCACGGGGUGAAAGACCUCACAGGUCAGCAUUUCGACGCGUUGCAGCUAAAGCUACAGCUUCCAUACCAGGUACAUCAGCUUCGAAACAUAUGCAUGCUGGUCGGAUCUCCUCAUUUAGUCAUACAUUUGAAAUUUCUAACGAACGGCCGAUGCCACAUAUGCAUAGACUUAUUGACGAUAGGAAUCUCCGAGUCGAAAACUCGAGAGAACCUGAGAACUAUAACCGUGGCACUCAAGACCCUUGUGCUGAAAUGGAAGCUUUUGUGUCAAAUCUCGGCAGAGGCAACGGCGGUCAUAUGUGUUUGUACUGCGGUAAGAUGUACUCGCGGAAGUACGGUCUGAAGAUCCACAUUCGUACUCAUACAGGCUACAAGCCUCUAUCUUGUCGAGUCUGUCACCGAGCAUUUGGUGAUCCAAGUAAUUUGAACAAGCACGUUAGGCUUCACGCUCAAGGCUCUACGCCCUACAGAUGUCGUCACUGCGGUAAGGUGCUUGUGCGAAGACGGGACUUAGCGCGUCAUCUCACGUCUCGGCAUCCAGACAAACCUAAGCUUGACGAUGACCAACACUCGGAAGAUGGCACUACAUCUAGCGAAGAAGUCGAAGUAGAAAAAAAUUAAUCUUGAAUAUGAAAGUUGACGGCGUUCCAUUAUGGAUCUUACGAAUAUAUGGUUCUGAAUAAAUAAUAAGAGUUUGAAAAUUUCGAAUACACGAGAUGUGUAGCUCGCAAAAAUAACAGCCCUAAUAAAAAGCUUCAAAUCUAUUUUGUAAUGUCAAUGAGAUUGUUCGUUUUAAAAAUAUACUGUCAAUGGUUACUGACAACACUCCUCUUGGUUUUAUAAACAAACUUAUUGCAAAAGCAUGGGUAAAUGUUUGUUCAUUCUCGAUGCAUCAAGAGGAUACGAAAAUUUAUGGCUCUCGUUGGUUGUGUAACGUAAUCACAAACAGCCUGCCGUUUCCCUAAGACGAUCGACUUUAUUACUCCUUCCGCUGUGAGACAACUUGCUGACUAAUAAUAUGGUCCAAUACAACCUCCAUUAGUUCAAUCAUAAAGUAAAAAUAAUAAUCAACGCUUACUUUUUGGGGUGAAUGCACAGAAAAAGCGAAGUGGAGCUUCUUUUACUCAAGUCAUCGAUGGCUGAAAUAUUGCUCCAAUUAGGAUAUUUAUGAAUAAUUCAACAAAAUCACGAGUACAAGCAGGUUUGAAGGAAAAAGA
Molecule: messenger RNA, 1915 nt
Organism: Hyalella azteca
Lineage: Eukaryota; Metazoa; Arthropoda; Malacostraca; Amphipoda; Hyalellidae
Product: zinc finger and BTB domain-containing protein 17-like
Exons: 2
Coding region: 45-1319 (424 amino acids)
Cellular component (GO): nucleus
Molecular function (GO): DNA binding
Source: RefSeq, a predicted model, not a curated record